AUUCCAUCUUUUCUUUUCUGCCUUCUCCACAUUUCUGACCUCAAUUUUCUUGUGUUUCCAUUUACUCCAUUUUCUAUGCUUUUGAUUAUUCAAUUUGCUUUGAGUCAAUAGAUUCUUUGUUUUAAGAUUUGUGAAGGUUGUUGACCUCCUUCAAUCUUUAUAGUUUAUAAUACAUCACUAGCUGUUCUUGUUUUAGUUUCAGCACUCAACUCAGUGAAGGUGGCAGUUUUGAAGCAGAAUCAUGGUGUUCUACUUAUUGAUUAUCUUGGGCAUCACCUCGAGCUUGUUCGGCUUCGGGGCAUCCACCGGAGAGCAGCCACUUUCGAGGAUUGCUAUUCAUCGAACUAAGUUCGCCGUUCAUAGCUCUGCUUAUGUGAAAGCUUCUCCAUCUGUUCUUGGCUCGAAGGGCGAAAAUAAGGAGUGGGUAACAUUGAACUUUGGUCAUCCAAAUCCAUCAAUUGAUGAUUGGAUUGGAGUCUUCUCUCCGGCAAAUUUUAGUGCUUCUGUUUGUGCACCAGAAAAUGAAAAAGUAUACCCGCCGACAUUAUGUACUUCUCCUAUUAAGUUUCAAUAUGCGAAUUACAAAGACAAUGGCUAUAACAAAACCGGAACGGGAUCGUUGAAGCUCCAACUGAUCAAUCAAAGAGAAGACUUUUCUUUUGGAUUAUUUUCCGGUGGUUUCUCAAAUCCAAAGCUGGUGGCUAUCUCAAAUACAGUAACUUUCGCUUACCCAAAAGCACCAGUUUAUCCCCGGUUAGCGCAAAGAAAAUCCUGGAAUGAAAUGACGGUAACCUGGACGAGUGGAUAUAGUAUUGAUGAAGCUAUUCCAUUUGUUGAAUGGGUUUCAAAAAAAGGAACACCAACGCAUUCACCGGCGGGAACUUUGACUAUCAGUCGGAACAGCAUGUGCGGUGCACCUGCGAGGACUGUAGGGUGGCGUGAUCCUGGUUACAUACAUACAAGUUUUCUGAAGGACCUAUGGCCAAAUAUGAAGUAUGCCUACAGGCUUGGUCACAAAUUAAACAAUGGUUCGUAUGUCUGGAGUCGUUCGUAUAGCUUUAGAGCUUCACCAUUUCCCGGGCAAGAAUCUUUGCAGCGUGUUAUCGUUUUCGGUGACAUGGGAAAGGCAGAAGCUGAUGGUUCCAAUGAGUUUAAUGACUUUCAGCCUGCCUCUCUUAAUACCACAAACCAGCUAAUCAAGGACUUGGAAAACAUCGAUCUAGUUCUUCAUAUCGGAGAUUUAUGUUAUGCAAAUGGAUACAUAUCACAGUGGGAUCAAUUCACUGCACAAAUCGAACCCAUUGCUUCAACUGUGCCUUAUAUGGUUGGAAGUGGCAACCAUGAGCGAGACUGGCCUGGGACAGGAUCAUUUUACGGGAAUAUGGAUUCUGGAGGAGAAUGCGGAGUUCUAGCAGAAACUAUGUUUUAUGUCCCAGCUGAUAACAGAGCUAAGUUCUGGUAUAAGACGGAUUAUGGAAUGUUUAGAUUCUGUAUAGCAGACACAGAGCAUGAUUGGAGGCCGGGGACCGAGCAAUACAAAUUCAUUGAACAUUGUCUAGCUUCUGUUGACAGAAGAAAGCAACCAUGGCUCAUCUUUCUCGCUCAUCGAGUUCUUGGUUACUCUUCUGGUUCUUUUUACGGUAUCAAAGGAUCCUUUGAAGAGCCUAUGGGAAGAGAGAGUCUUCAAGAACUUUGGCAGAAGUAUAAAGUGGACAUUGCAUUCUAUGGUCAUGUACACAACUAUGAAAGAACUUGUCCAGUGUACCAGAAUACGUGCAUGCGCAAUGCGUCCAAUCUCUAUACUGGACCAUUUGCAGCGACGACACAUGUUGUCGUCGGUGGUGGAGGAGCUAGUCUUGCUGAAUUUACUAAGCUAAGGACUCACUGGAGUUAUUUUCAGGACUUCGAUUACGGUUUUGGUAAACUAACAACAUUCAAUCAUUCGACUUUGUUGUUUGAGUACAAGAAAAGCAGUGAUGGAAAGGUCUAUGAUCAUUUCAUCAUAACUCGUGAUUACCGCGACAUUUUAGCAUGUGCUUUUGAUAGUUGUGAAAGAACUACGUUGGCUACUUGAACUCAGACUUGAGCAGAAAAAUACAGAGUUUGUGAUUGUGAUUUGUUUGCUGGGCCUGAAUUAACAGAGGCGUUUAUAAAGUAUAUUUGUAAUAGCAUGUACAAUGAGAUUGGGCCUGAAUAAUGUCGGUUAAGUAUUGUGUAUUAUGGUUGAAAAACAUUAUGCCUAAGUUAUGAAUUGAAAAACUAGGUAACAUAAGUCAUGCAUUUAAUUAUUUAGUGUCCUCAUUAAUCAAAUCAAAAUUCAAAGAAUGGGUAAGAGAGAGCAUGAAAGUUGCCACUUUCUUACUUUUGGGUUAAAUCCGGGCCGGGUUCGGACAU
Molecule: messenger RNA, 2394 nt
Organism: Dioscorea cayenensis subsp. rotundata (Guinea yam)
Lineage: Eukaryota; Viridiplantae; Streptophyta; Magnoliopsida; Dioscoreales; Dioscoreaceae
Product: probable inactive purple acid phosphatase 1
Exons: 13
Coding region: 242-2074 (610 amino acids)
Molecular function (GO): acid phosphatase activity; metal ion binding
Source: RefSeq, a predicted model, not a curated record